This is a messenger RNA of Solanum lycopersicum (tomato), 525 nucleotides long. RefSeq lists its product as uncharacterized. Gene Ontology annotation, molecular function: nucleic acid binding; zinc ion binding. NCBI's taxonomy places the organism in Eukaryota, Viridiplantae, Streptophyta, Magnoliopsida, Solanales, Solanaceae. The record is from RefSeq and is a predicted model, not a curated record.
AUGCCUACACGAAGAGCAGCAAGAGGUCGUCCCGCUAGAAGGAAUGUAGAGGAACCAGAGUUGCCCAAUGCACCUGAAGUGCAACCUCAAGGGGAAGUUAUUAACGCUGAGUUCCACGAAGCCAUUAGGAUGUUAAGACAAGAGAAGGGACCUGCACCAUCAUUUGGUAGUGCACCUGCACCAAGAAACAAAGGUGAUUAUCAUGGACAGUAUUUGCAAAACUUCAAAGCUAGACUAGCAAAAUCUGAAGGUAGUGUGGCACAAGGAGGUUUAUGGGCUCCUGCAUGUGUUAAGUGUGGUAGGACCCACAAAGGUAAGUGUCGGGAUCGCCAGACAGGUUGUUUCAAGUGUGGUGAAAAAGGCCAUUUCAUGAAAGAAUGCCCUAAGAAUAACCAAGGUAGUGGAAAUUAUGGAAAUAGAGACCAAUCAUCAUCAGUUGCUUCAGUAGACAGGGCUGCACCAAUAGGAUCUACUUCCGGUACUAGCGGAGGAGAAAACUGCCUCUAUGCGAUCACUAGUUGCUAA